AUGCAGUGUGACGAUAUCACAUGGAAUAUUCUUCGUAAAGGCCAGUGUGCCUUCAAGGCAUGGCCACCAACCUUGUUUUGCCGAAAUGAGAUGAAUUUGACGGGUCUGUGUAAUCGUGCGUCUUGUCCUUUAGCGAAUUCUCAGUAUGCGACAGUUAGGGAAGAAAAUGGUGUUUGCUAUUUGUACUGUAAAGUUAUCGAAAGAAGUCAUUAUCCAAGAAGGCUAUGGGAAAAGACGAAACUUGUCAAGGACAUAAUAAAGGCCUUGGAACAAAUCAGUGAUGCUCUUCUCCACUGGAGUGAAUACGUUCGUCACAAAUGCAAAGCCCGUCUCAUUCGAAUCCAUCAGUAUCUUAUUCGUAUGAGAAAAAUGGCUCUCAAGGGGACACAAAAGAAAAUCAUACCGGUUGGGCGUAAAGUAGAACGACGUGAGAAACGCCGUGAAGAAAAGGCAUUAGUUGCUGCCAAGUUGGAUAAGGCUAUUGAAAGUGAGCUGCUUUCACGGUUACGGCAAGGUACCUACGGGGAUAUUUACAACUUCCGUCAGGAAGCCUUUGAACAUAUGCUCGAUGAGAAUGAAACAACAAUGGAACGAGAGCAAGAAGUUGAAGUGGAGGAUGAUGAGGAUGGGGGCCGAAUGCAGUACGUGGCUGAUUUCGAGUCGUCGGAUGAGGAAGAGGGAGAUGACAUCGAGGACACAGCUGGUGGGCAGUGGUCCCCUCCUGAGACCGAUAGCGAGGAAGACGAUUGGCAGCGACCGGAUGAGGCAUACAAAAGAAGGCGACCACACGUUGAAAUCGAAUACGAGGACGAAUCGGAGUUGCGGUCGAAGAUCAAAGCCUAA
Molecule: messenger RNA, 843 nt
Organism: Ostertagia ostertagi
Lineage: Eukaryota; Metazoa; Nematoda; Chromadorea; Rhabditida; Trichostrongylidae
Source: the annotation of a GenBank genome assembly